AUGGACAGACUAGAAGCUGUGCCUCUGGGCCCGCGGACUAUGGUCCCUGCUGCACUCGGGCUCCUCUUCACCUACCUUGCUGUAUCAACCUUUCUUACAUGGUACCGCCUACGGAAGUUCAAAGGCCCGCUGUCCGCUGCCCUUUCUUACUUCUGGCUUGCCAAUGCAAACUAUUCAGGCAGGGCCCUAGACUAUUAUAUGGGCGCUCGUGAGAAGUAUGGGAAGACGCCCCUAUUGCGGGUCGGGCCCGACACGCUCAUGACGGACGACCCAGACGUGGUCAGGCAGAUGAACACAGCAAGAAACGGCUACGACCGAUCUCAAUGGUACGAUAGCUUCCGCCUGGACCCCUACGUCCACAACAUGUUCAGCACCCGCGACCUGAGCUACCACGACGACAUCAAGGCCCGUACCUCGGCUGGGUAUUCCGGCAGGGAGGUCCCAAAUCUGGAAGGGGAUGUCAACGAGCAAGUCAACAGAAUCAAGAACCUGAUCCGUGAAAAGCAUCUGUCCUCUCCAGGAGGCACAAAGCCCACCGACUUCACCUUGCUCGCCCAGCUUUUCACCCUCGACUCGUUGUCGACGAUAGCCUACGGUGAACCAUUCGGCUUCAUCGCUGCCAAUGAGGACUUGAAUGGAUUCGUGCGGAAAGCGAGGGCAACCUUCCCCUUCGUCACGUUGUGCAGCAUGGUGCCUCUGAUGAAUAGGUUCUUCUUCUCCACCUUCUGGCUAUCGAUUGCGGGCCCGAGUAAAACGGAUGGGUACGGGUUUGGCAUGCUGAUGGCUACCGCUGCGAAGGUGGUAGCACCACGAUUCACUGACGCGAAAACUCCGAACCCCAAGGAGGACAAGCAGGACAUGCUGGGGGCUUUUGUUCGACACGGCCUGGACAAACGUCAAUGCGAAGCCGAGGCCCUCCUCCAGAUAUUGGCCGGAUCCGAUAGCACGGGCAAUGCAAUCCGCUCUUUGAUGCUCACACUAGUCUCAUCGCCCCAAGUCUACACUCGAUUGCAGAAGGAAAUCGAUGAGGCGAGUGCCAAAGAUGCUAUUUCGUCUCCCAUCACCCUGGCCGAGGCGAGGUCUCUCCCCUAUCUGCAGGCCGUCAUCUACGAGAGCCUCCGGUACCAUCCUCCUCUAAUCGGUGUGAACACGAAGGUUGUCCCAAAAGGUGGUGACACGCUCGCUGGACAAUUUGUUCCGGGCGGGACAAACAUCGCCGUCAAUCCGUGGGCCUUGAUGCGACACGUCCCGACGUUUGGCGAAGACGUGGACGUCUUCCGCCCCGAUCGCUGGCUUGACGCAUCGCCGGACCGGUACUUGAACAUGCAGCGCAAUGCGGAGCUCGUGUUUGGUCAUGGGCGUUUCAUGUGCGCCGGCAAGAACGUGGCCUUCAUGGAGCUGAACAAGAUGGCUGUCGAGCUGUUACGAGACUUUGACUUCCAGUUGAUCAACUUGUUGAAGCCCUGCGAAGAAGUGCUGUAUACGCAUUUCUUGAUGGAGAAUCUCUGGCUACGUGUGACCGCUAGAACUCGAUAA
Anthostomella pinea is the source of this 1536-nucleotide messenger RNA. Lineage: Eukaryota; Fungi; Ascomycota; Sordariomycetes; Xylariales; Xylariaceae. The record is from the annotation of a GenBank genome assembly.